Molecule: messenger RNA, 2060 nt
Organism: Cyprinus carpio (common carp)
Lineage: Eukaryota; Metazoa; Chordata; Actinopteri; Cypriniformes; Cyprinidae
Product: globoside alpha-1,3-N-acetylgalactosaminyltransferase 1-like
Biological process (GO): carbohydrate metabolic process
Cellular component (GO): Golgi apparatus; vesicle; membrane
Molecular function (GO): hexosyltransferase activity
Source: RefSeq, a predicted model, not a curated record
UUAAGUACAAUUUCUUAGUACUCUUUCCACCACUGAAAACAUUACAUUCAGUCUUUACACAUAUCCUGUCUAGUUGAGCUACAGGAACACUUUAGGUACUGUAAGUAGGCUGCACCUUACUGUGCUCAGCAAACCUUUAUGUCAUCACAGCUCCCUCCCUCCUGUCUGGCUGACAAUCAGUCCUCCAAAUGAUUAGAGACACAAAAACCUAAAGCAGGAAUAAUGAAAGUUAAUUUGUAUUUAUUUUUUCGUGCCUUGACUGGCUUGUCACUAAUCGGACUCGUUUAUCUGGGCUUUACAUCCCGCUGGAGCAAGCUUUUAUACACACGGCCCAAUGUGUUUGACUCAGAAGGCAACUUUCUUCCCAUGGCACCAUGGUUAGCCCCAAUUGUACGGGAAGGAACUUUUGAUCCCACACUGAUUGAUGCGAUAUAUAAGAAAAAAAACAUCACCAUAGCAACUGCAGUCUUCGCUCUUGGAAAGUACACACAGUUUCUUAAAGAUUUCCUGGAGUCCGCGGAGCAAAAUUACUUUGUUGGAUUUCGUGUACAUUAUUACGUGUUCACUGAUCUCCCGGAACAGGUUCCUGCAGUGAAACUGGGCAAAGACCAUCAUCUGACGGUGUUGAGAGUGGCUAGUUCUAACAGAUGGCAGGAGAUCAGUUUGCGCAGGAUGGAAAGGCUGGAGAAACUGAUUGAGAGUCCAUUGUUGAAAGAAGCCGACUACGUUUUCAGCCUUGAUGUGGAUUCAAAGUUCUAUGGGCGAUGGGGGGUAGAGUCUUUGGAUCGUCUUGUAGGUGCCAUACAUCCAUGGUAUUAUAAAACCCAUCAUGUAUGGUUCCCAUAUGAGCGCAGGCCUGAGUCUCAAGCAUACAUUCCUUAUUCUGAGGGUGAUUAUUAUUAUGGAGGAGCUGUGAUUGGUGGCUUACCGAAAGAUGUAUAUCAGCUUGUUAAAACCUGCAGGGAACACCUGGACAUUGAUGCAGCUAACUCCAUUGAGGCGGCAUGGCAGGAGGAGUCUCAUUUGAACAAGUACUUCCUGUAUAACAAACCCAGUAAACUGCUUUCACCCGAGUAUCUAUGGGAUGACAGAAAAUCUAAAACACAAGAGAUAAAAAUCAUCCGUUUCUCUCAAGUUAAUAAAAACUACAAUGAAGUUCGUCCAAACCCAUAGCAGCUGUUAAAGAGAUAGUUCACCCAAAAAUAUAUAAUACCCCAUGAUUUACUUACCCUCAAGCCAUCCUACAGUACAUGUGUAUAUGACCUUCUUCUUUCAGAUGAAUACAAUUGGAGUUCUCUGGUGAGAAUAUGCAAGUCUUACGAGAACGUAGUUUUGUUUACAGCAAAGGACAAUAAUUCCUCAGACAUUUUUCUUUACAAAUCCUUUGUUUGUACCUCUAAGUCUGUCACAGUCAGCAGCUGGUAUGCCCUUGAUAGCCACCCAAGGGCACUAUUCUGAACUAUUGUUUAUUUGCAUUGGACUCCAACUACCAUCAAACUUUGCCUGAACUAUUAAGUCUCAUUGCCUCCAGCUCAAAUACGGUUAUCUAAUAAGCAUACGUCCUAUUCUGUGUACUAAACUCCUGAAAAUGGAAGGCUUUUUAUAAGAAGCUUUUUAGGGAAUUUACAGACCUCAUGACAUCACAAGACAUUGGAAUACACCUGCUCUCUAUAAGGGACUGAAGUGCAAUGAGGAAAUCAGAUGCUGAUUCUGUGGAACAGCUUCUCCGGUGCCAGCGGCCUUGCCAUUGAUGCUUCUAAACAACCGAGCUUGCAAAUUAUAUAUAUUUUGUUUUUAUUUUUGUUUUUAUAUUAGUAUGUUGUUUGUAACAUAUUUAACCUAUAUACAUUAAACUUAUACUUAACUAUAACUAAAAAGCUAGCCUGCCAAAAUACUUUAGCAGAACAGACCACGGAGAGGUCUUCUGUGAUCUAUUUUGUAAGUAUGAAAAUUUUAAUGCUUAUCGGCCUGUUUUCACCUUUUGUGAUGCUUUUUUGCUCUUUUGUUUCAUGUGGAUUAUGAGUGUGGAUUACUUUAUUAAAUGCUGCAUUUGGAUCUUU